This is a messenger RNA of Macrosteles quadrilineatus (aster leafhopper), 535 nucleotides long. RefSeq lists its product as uncharacterized. Bases 142 to 519 code for a protein of 125 amino acids. The record is from RefSeq and is a predicted model, not a curated record. The transcript has 5 exons. NCBI's taxonomy places the organism in Eukaryota, Metazoa, Arthropoda, Insecta, Hemiptera, Cicadellidae.
UAAUCAACAGCGUUGUUUACAAUACCUUGUUAGUUCAGAUGUUUUGCUGGUGUUUAUCUCUUUGAGCACUUCAACAUGCUCAAUACUUUUGGGACUUCAAGUUGCUUACACUUUGAGUAGAAGGAAUAAGCAGGACAAAAUAUGAAAAGACAAAUUAUGAAUUUGUACCUAAUUUUGUCAGUGACAUCUAUUAUCGUGGUGUGUGUCAGGGGUUUGGGGAACAACAGCCCCGUCGGCGACGAUGAUCCCAAUGUAGCCAAAGCACAGGAUAUGGUCCAACUGAAAAUCCAAGACUACUAUCCUGGAGCACAAGUUCUCUUCGAUACAUUCAAUACUCGAAAACAGGUUGUAAACGGUAUUCGAUACAAUCUGAGUUUUGAUGCAUUCUGGGAUGGUACUAAAUACAAUCAGAAGAAGGGUAAAUUACAGUGUACGAGUGCUGUCGUCCAAAAGCCUGGCAAAACUAAUCUCCAGUUUGUCCAAGAAUACGGGAAAACUAAUGUCAUAAAUUGUCAAUAAAAACUAUCUUCAUGAU